This is a messenger RNA of Antrostomus carolinensis (chuck-will's-widow), 789 nucleotides long. Its product is annotated as mast cell protease 1A. NCBI's taxonomy places the organism in Eukaryota, Metazoa, Chordata, Aves, Caprimulgiformes, Caprimulgidae. The record is from RefSeq and is a predicted model, not a curated record. The transcript is spliced from 5 exons. Gene Ontology annotation, biological process: proteolysis. Gene Ontology annotation, molecular function: serine-type endopeptidase activity.
AUGCUGCUUCUCCUGCUCACAAGUGCUUUUCUCCUUAUCCCAUGGACUGGGGCUGGAAGGAUCAUUGGUGGACGCGAAGCUAAGCCCCAUUCCAGGCCCUACAUGGCUUCUUUAUCAAUUAGAAAUGAGUCAGGUAUAUACCUAUGUGGAGGGUUCUUGUUUCGCCAAGAUGCAGUGCUCUCAGCAGCUCACUGUGUGGCUGGAAAAGGGAAAGUGACUAUCAGUGUGACCCUGGGAGCCCACAACAGAAGUAAGAAAGAGCUGAGCCAGCAGAAGUUCCAUGUUGGUCACUGGGUCAUCCACCCCAGCUAUUCAAGAGAUACCUUUGAAAAUGACAUCAUGCUGCUUGAAGCUAAAGCCAAGGGCCAAGAUGACUAAGUGAGUCGUAUCACCUUGCCCAGUCACAAUGAAAGUGUGGAACCAGGAACUACAUGCAAAGUGGCUGGCUGGGGAGAGACAUCGAUGACGGGUGACAAGACUAGUGUGCUGAUGGAGGUGGACCUGAAGGUACAGAGUGAGGAACUCUGUAAGAAGUCUUUCAAAAAGAGCUAUCUGUCGCAAUCUAAGAUCUGCGCUGGUGAUAAGGAUGGCAAAAAAUCAACUUACUGUGGUGAUUCUGGUGGCCCAUUAGUUUGCAAUGGGAAGGCUCACGGCAUUGUUUCUUAUGGACACAGAAAUCACACCUUCCCUAAAGUAUUUACCAGAGUCUCCUACUUUGAACCCUGGAUACGUGAAGAGCUGAGGAAGUCUGUGCCUCAAGACCUACCUGACUCUCCCUCCUCUGACUAA